AUGAUAAGUAAUGCUAUUUUACGAUUAUUAUGGCGGCAAUGGAAUCAUCACCCAAAGAAGACUGUCAUUAACCUAACAUAUAAUGUCCAUGGACAAUUUUAUGGUACAUUUUCUGCAUAUCCCAAGACACAUGAAGCUAAAGCGGUUUCUGAAGCUGAAAAAAUCGUUGGUUAUCCUACGUCUUUCCUUAGCUUUCGACAUUUACUCACAGACGAAGUAUCCAAUGUUGCAGUGCAUAUGAAGAAAUUACUCGGUAGCCGUCAUCCAUUAAUGCAUACUAUUAGGGGAUUAAUCAAUAACAGUUAUAACGAAAACAAAGCUAAAUAUUCCUUAAUUGUCUUGCUCAUUGCUAAAGCUGCUGGUAAAAGUCAAAUGAUUGAAGAACAAAGCGUCGAUGGAAUCUACCCAACUCAGCGAUCACUAGCAGAAAUUACUGAAAUAAUUCGCAUGGCACAAAUAAUUCACACUGGAGUAGUUAAUUUACCUGAACCGAUUGCUUCCGAAGAAGACAAAGAAUUGCAGCUAGGCAAUAAAAUGGCUGUUUUAAUUGGUGAUUUCUUGUUGGCCAAAGCCAGCAAUGGAUUGGCUAAGUUAGAAAAUACACAGGUUGUACAACUCAUGUCCGAAGCCAUAAGUGAAAUGAUGGAAGGUGAAUUUCUUUGUUCUACGAUUCAAGAUGUAAUUAAGUCGGAUAUUAUAGACUAUGUCAAUUUAUGGGAGCAACGAACAUUAUUAAGAAAGGGUAGUUUAUUAUCAAAGAGUUGUCAAUGUGCUUUAAAGUUAGUUAAUCAUAGUGAAGAAGCGCAAAUGGUCGCUAACAAUUUUGGACAGAACUUGGCUUAUACUCAACAGUUAUCCUUAGAAUUAAGUGCACUUCAAUUGGAUGAUACUGGAAGUCAGAUAGAUUAUACAAGUUUACCGGCACUCCUUGCCUUGCAAAAUUCAGAAGAUAAAGCUACGUUAUUCUCGUCAAAUAUUCAAUUUUAUAAACAUCAAAAAUUGGUGCUUGACGAAGUUAAAACUGUUUACGAAACCUACAAAUCAAAAUUGUUGGAUUCCUUAGCAUACUUUCAAGAUUGUGAUGCAAAAACUGCCCUGGAGAAAAUUGUAAUAACAAACAUGAACGGAUUAAAAAUCUUUCACUUAUAA
Molecule: messenger RNA, 1149 nt
Organism: Trichoplax adhaerens
Lineage: Eukaryota; Metazoa; Placozoa; Uniplacotomia; Trichoplacea; Trichoplacidae
Exons: 5
Coding region: 1-1149 (382 amino acids)
Biological process (GO): ubiquinone biosynthetic process; isoprenoid biosynthetic process
Cellular component (GO): mitochondrion; transferase complex
Molecular function (GO): prenyltransferase activity
Source: RefSeq, a predicted model, not a curated record